This is a messenger RNA of Paramecium octaurelia, 513 nucleotides long. NCBI's taxonomy places the organism in Eukaryota, Ciliophora, Oligohymenophorea, Peniculida, Parameciidae. The record is from the annotation of a GenBank genome assembly.
AUGAUUUCUAAGAAUGAAGAGAGUUUUACAGACAAUGUACAAUCUGAAAAAAAAUACUAUGAAAGUGACGAGGAUAUUCAACCAUUAAAGGUAUUUCUUUUAAAUUACCAAAAGGUAGGAGAUAUCAUUUAGAAUCGAUUUUUAAUAAGUCAAAAAAUUGGGGAGGGUUCAUUUGGUAGUGUCUUUAAAGUUCUUGAUAGAAAGAAUAAUAAUGCCUAAUGGGCGAUGAAAGUUGAAGCAGAUGAAGAUGAAAGUAGUUUGCUAGAAAGAGAAAUAAAAGUUCUAAUUGAAUUAAGGUAAAAAGUAAAUGUUCAAUUUUAGAAAAUAGUAAGGUUUUCCGCAAAUUAAAUUUUAUGGAUAAGAAAGAGGAUAUACUUAUUGCAUUAUGACAAUGUUGGGAAAAAACUUAGAAUAAAUUUUUAGAAAAUUAGGAGGAGUGCUGAAUUUAGCCACUGUAUUAAGACUAGCCAUUUAAGUAUACAAACUAAAAUGAUAUUAGUUCAACAGAUGAUA